CGGACAACUACAUUCAAGGAAUCCCAUUGGAAGGAUUGCUGCUGCGCCGGUGGAUUGAAUAUCGUCGCUACCUCGAAAUAACGCUAGACAAGCAUAUUACUACAUGUCGCCGGCCACGAGAGACGGUUCAGCCUAUUACCAUUCCUAUUAUCGUAUUCUACAACCCCUCAAUUCACAUUGAUCUCAGCGAUUUCGACCGGAACCCAUAUCGAUCACAGGAAAACCGCUCAGGCGACGCGGCUCUUCUGAGUCGGCGCGCACCCCAAGUUCGUCAACAUGUUGCGGCCGGCCACUCCCUUGGCGAUCCUGCUCUUCGCAGCGUUCGCCUUGUUGUUGAUGUCUGUACUGUCAACACCAAUCAUCGAGGCCAUUCCCUUGGGUACCUUUGAGGGAGUCAGCUUCGGCGUCUUUGGUUUCUGCAAAGGUGACGGCUGCAGUCCGUUUGAGAUCGGAUAUGAUACCUCUUCCCUAUUCAGUGAACAGCAAUCCGCAACUUUCGAUCUCCCUUCGUCGGCACGUACAACUCUCUCGGCCAUUCUGAUCAUACAUCCUGUUGCCGCACUUUUUACUCUGAUCAUGUUGGUCCUUGCCAUCGUCGCGCAUCUACACUCGCCUUCACACUCGUCUAGAUAUCUUCUGAUCAUGUUGAUUUUUGGCAUAAUCACCUUCAUAGUAUGCCUGCUCUCCUUCUUAAUCGACGUUCUGCUGUUCGUCCCUCAUAUGGCUUGGGGAUCAUACAUUGUCCUUGCUGCCACCAUUCUCGUGGCAUUGAGUGGACUUGUAUCUUGUGCGAUGCGCCGGACUGUUGUCAGCAGGAAAGCAAGGAAGAAGCGCAUUGCGGAAAAUGCUGAAAUGAGCGGCGAAAACUACUACAAUCGUACGGCUCAACAACAAGCUCCUGUUGCUACUACUCUUGGCGCUGUGGAACCAACAGUUCCUGUCGUCAGUGGCGGCAAUGGGCCAAGCGACAAGCCACCUUUCGUAACAUAUGAGAAGAAGGAUGACCGCAGCAGUGAUGAGCGAGUGCCCCUUACAGCUAGGACUCCUUCGCAAAGGUCGCCAAACCAAAUGCCUGCCGAGAUAACAGCAUCGGAUAUCCCCUAUAGUGGUCCAACCCCGCCACGCUCAGCUGCAGGCUCAAGUCGCUCACUGCCGCGAGACCAGUACGGAAACCCAAUGCCACAACUUCAGGAUGCUUAUGGCGUCCGGCGCGGGCCUCCCAUUGAGCAAGCGAAUAUGCGAGACCGAAUUGGUCCUCCAGGUGGUUAUAGGGGACGCGGCAAUAACAGAGGAGGUUAUGGUGGCCCCUACGGUCCGCCUCCGAAUGGCAGGGGCGGCUACGGUCCACAGGGACGCGGUGGCUAUGGAUAUGGACCUGGAGGAAGAGGUGGUUAUGGACCGAGAGGGGGCUACGGCGCUGGGGGUAUGAGAGGGGGCCGGCCACCACCACCGGGCUACCCCGGCAAUGGUGGAUAUGACAGGCGUCCACCGCCGCAGCCGGAUGCAUAUGGAAACUAUGGCCCCGGGCCUGGCAGGCAAGGCUCUCCGGCAACAGUUGGAGCGCCAUACGGCAUGAACCCAUCGAUGCCAAGUGCAUCGACGGGAACAACUGGCAUGGGCGGUUACGAAGCAUACCAUCCUGACCGAGUCAGUGAAUUACCUAGAGCCGAAUCUCCUCCACCGUUACCUGGUGUUGAUGAUGCGAUACCAGCACCGGUGGGACAGGCCGUUGAGAUGGACGCCCGCACUGGCAGUCCAGCUCACCCGCCUCAAGGGUUUGGACAAUUCAACAACCAGCUCAGAGACAGUGAUGCAGAUGUUGCUGGUAUGCUUGCUCUCCAGCAGGGAGGGUCAUUCCCACCGCAAAGGCACGAAACUUAUAUGAGCGAAGGCAGCAAGUAUAGCCAAGACGAACACUACACGCCGCCACGGCAAGCUUGGAAUCAAGGACCUGGCCGGAAUUCUCCCAAAGCGCCAUCCCCGCUCAGCAAUCCAGCAGGGCCAACCGAGCAUGCGUCUGCUACUACACCAUCGCACCAAACAGCAGUAACCGAGGGCAGCACCUACUACGAAGAUGUUGACCCCCGUUUUGCAGAGCCAGCUCCUCGGCCACUUCAACCCGGAACAUUGCAAACCGGAUUCAGUCCUUCUGGCUACGAUGAUUUUCAUGAUGGGUCCAGAAGCCCUGCUGCAUCUGAGCAGUCAGUUUUCACUUCGGUAUCUCAAAGAGGAGUGAACCCUCGAUGGAACUCACCGCCCCUAGGCCCCCAGGAGCCUUUGGGCAGCAGAUCCCACGGAGACCAGUCAACCGGAACGAAGUGAAUGUUCUUAAUAGCAACCCGGACUUCCAGUUACCAGGUAGCCGAGGCAACGCUGCCCAGGGUCCUCCAGGAGGCGGUGCCGGAGCCGGGAUGAUACCAGGAAGUGCCUACCCUAGCGUAUAAUGAUUUUUUCCCUUGAGUCAUAUUUC
Pseudomassariella vexata is the source of this 2470-nucleotide messenger RNA. RefSeq names its product SUR7/PalI family-domain-containing protein. The record is from RefSeq and is a predicted model, not a curated record. Gene Ontology annotation, cellular component: cell division site; growing cell tip; plasma membrane. Bases 277 to 2322 code for a protein of 681 amino acids. The transcript has 3 exons. NCBI's taxonomy places the organism in Eukaryota, Fungi, Ascomycota, Sordariomycetes, Amphisphaeriales, Pseudomassariaceae.